Messenger RNA from Neofelis nebulosa (Clouded leopard), 2375 nucleotides. RefSeq names its product palmitoyl-protein thioesterase 1 (gene PPT1). Gene Ontology annotation, cellular component: lysosome. The record is from RefSeq and is a predicted model, not a curated record. Gene Ontology annotation, biological process: nervous system development; protein depalmitoylation; receptor-mediated endocytosis. The coding region runs from base 34 to 954 and encodes 306 amino acids. Gene Ontology annotation, molecular function: palmitoyl-(protein) hydrolase activity. Lineage: Eukaryota; Metazoa; Chordata; Mammalia; Carnivora; Felidae. The transcript has 9 exons.
GCCCCGGGAGCGCGGUCACGUGAUUGGGUCAAGAUGGCGUCGCCCAGCUGUUUGUGGCUUUUGGCCGUCGCUCUCCUGCCGGGGUCUUGCGCGGCACCUGCACUGGGGCAUCUCGGCCCGCCGCUGCCGCUGCCGCUGGUCAUCUGGCAUGGAAUGGGAGACAGCUGUUGUAAUCCCUUAAGCAUGGGUGCUAUUAAAAAAAUGGUUGAGAAGAAAAUACCUGGAAUUUAUGUCUUAUCUUUAGAGAUUGGGAAGACCCUGAUGGAGGAUGUGGAGAACAGCUUCUUCUUGAAUGUCAAUUCCCAAGUAACAACAGUGUGUCAGAUUCUGGCUAAGGACCCUAAAUUACAGCAAGGCUACAAUGCUAUGGGAUUCUCCCAGGGAGGCCAAUUUCUGAGGGCAGUGGCUCAGAGAUGCCCGUCACCACCCAUGAUCAAUCUGAUCUCGGUUGGGGGACAACAUCAAGGUGUUUAUGGACUCCCUCGGUGCCCAGGGGAGAGCUCUCACAUCUGUGACUUGAUCAGAAAAACACUGAAUGUUGGGGCUUACAACAAAGCUGUUCAAGAACGCCUGGUGCAAGCAGAAUACUGGCACGACCCCAUAAAGGAGGACAUGUACCGCAACCACAGCAUCUUCUUGGCAGAUAUUAACCAGGAGAGAGGUGUCAAUGAGUCCUACAAGAGAAACCUGAUGGCCUUGAAGAAGUUUGUGAUGGUGAAAUUCCUGAAUGAUUCCGUUGUGGACCCAGUGGAUUCUGAGUGGUUUGGAUUUUACCGAAGUGGCCAAGCCAAGGAAACCAUUCCCUUGCAGGAGACCACUCUGUACACACAGGACCGCCUGGGGCUAAAGAAAAUGGACGAUGCUGGCCAGCUAGUGUUCCUGGCUGUAGAAGGGGACCAUCUUCAACUGUCGGAAGCAUGGUUUUAUGCCCACAUCAUACCUUUCCUUGAAUGAAACCCUUGUAGUUUGCACCAGAGCUCGGGGAGAGCCCCAAGCGCUUCUAAACCAGUAGGAGACAGUUCCCUUCAUGCCUCAGCCUGAGCUCACAUCCAGCUUGCAACUAAUCCUUCCCUCUACUUAUCACCUAACACGCCCUGCUCAGAAAGAUCUAAGAUUCGAACCUUAUCCUUUGCCUCAUCCUAUCAGCAUAUGGUGUUAAAUGCAAGUUUAAUUAGUUAAUAACCAUGCAUGGAGAUUAUUUUACAACCCCUCAAUGUGGUCAGGCUGUCUUAGGAAACAGAGUCUGCUGCAGAUCAGUGUCAGAACUGUGCCCAGGCCCAGAAGAGGCUGAAACUAAAGCAAUUAGAGUCUAAAGGCAGACACCUUGUUCAGGAAAGCCUAGCCGCAUUUCAAGCCAAGAGGUAGCCGGGAUCCAGGCCCGAGGUGACCAUAAAUGCUCUCAAUUUUGCUGGUGGCGAUUCAACCAGCGCUUUUUAAAGCAUUGCUUGAUGUUUCUGCAGAAUUUCUGGAGGCUACUCUCUUUUCUCAGUAUAUUGUCCUGUGGUAGCAUUUGAUCUGUUCUGCUAGGCCACCGUCUGGUCUCGGUAGCACUCUUUUUGUCCCUUCAGGUAGUGAUGAAUUAGGUGCUCUGUCACAAAAGGAGGGAAGUGGCACCCAACUGGAUUACUUAAGGGAGGGGAGGGGGGUGUACAUCUUGCUUAACUUAGGGGAGUGAAAAAAUUGUACAAGCAGCUAUAACACUGUUAUGUCAACUAUACUUGAAUUUGAAAAACAAUGCACAAGUAUAAAUGAAAAAUGACAAGGCAGCUGGUUCUUCCCAUUCCAUCCUUGAUUAACCUGUCCUUUCUCAGUAUGACCAGUGGUCUAGAUUCUAGAGGCACUCUGUUGCUGGUGUUAGCAGACAAUGGGAGGAAAAAUGGGAAGAGAUCAGGCUAAUUCCCAUCUCAAAAAACCGUAUUUAUCAGUACGCUAAACUAUAUCUGAUGUAUUUGAUGAAAAAAAAGGAUGAUUUGCUCAAAAAGUUUGGGGAACAUUGUAUACACCUUUUCUCCUGUUGGAGAGCAACUCACAUUCGAAUAUUAAUGACUCAGAAUUCCUGUUUUUAGAGUAAAGAAAACUAACCUUAAUCUACUGUUUCCCACACGGAGCAUGGACAUCGUGGCCGCCCCCUCCCCACCUGGAGAAAACCUAUCAGCACUUCCUGGAAGACUGUUCUUCCAGAAUGCCAAUUUGAGAUAUGAUAGCUAUGCAGGAGGGAAGCACCUUGUUAGUGCUGCAAACUUUACCCUUUAUGACUUUCCCCUCACCUUUCUCAAGCCUUAUUUCUCAACUAAAAGAUGAGGAUUAAGGGUAACAAGUGGGGGAAUAUGAAAAAAAGUUUUAUGACAUUGUCUAAAAUAAAGAAUAGUUUCUUA